Molecule: messenger RNA, 4644 nt
Organism: Ornithodoros turicata
Lineage: Eukaryota; Metazoa; Arthropoda; Arachnida; Ixodida; Argasidae
Exons: 5
Coding region: 2984-4330 (448 amino acids)
Source: RefSeq, a predicted model, not a curated record
AUUGACAUUUGUUUCAUCUUCCGUGUACGUCAACCUCCCGUCGCUCACAAAGGAAAUCUAUCAACCUGCCCAAAUAUUACCUUAUUAGAACUGUCUUCCCCACGAUAGGAGUGAAGCAGGCAACGAACGUCGGAACCAUGCCCGCCACGUGGAGUUUUCACACUCGCAUCGAGUCCCGCUAUACAAGAAAGCCGUGAAGUCUGGAAUAUCAGGACAUAGAAGCGCCGCGAAGCAACUGUGGCUAUGAACGAGGUACAGACAUGGGCAGAUGGAGAGACGACAGCAGGAAGGUAGUAGGAGACUGGGAGUUAGUAGGAGCCCUCGGUCGACUUCUAAGGGAACCGUGUCGUCACUCGUCAGGAAGGUCUGCCUGAAAACCGAGGGAAAGCCUCACACAGUAUAGCCGAUACCGGGAUUGGUAACCGUAUUCAUCUCGGUGUGCAAGACAAUCAUUUUAACCAGUAAGCCACGCGAGCUGUCGGUGCGUCGAAUCACUGCGGGAUGCGCGCCAGUGGAAGCUGAAAGAAAAUCUGGUUUUCGGUGUCUCCAAGAAAUGGGCUCUCCCUCUUUCUUCUUGUGUGAACCAUCAGCCCCACAUGACCUCCAUCUCUAAAAACCCAGCAGCUAAGCAGAGAGUCCUGCAGUAAUUCCAUCGGCGACUCCAUGCUGCACGAACGCACACACAAGGACACGCUACGUAACCGCGUAAGACACCGCAUCACAAUACCCUGCAGUAAUCUUCGGGCAAGUAGUUGAGUAUUCAUAUGUACAAAAGCGACAGGGUCUGAAAGGCGCGCAACUCGUCGUUAAGAUUCAGUCACGAAGUUGCAGCUAUGCCGAGCGAAAUGUGUGAAACCGCAGAGUUUUGUUUCAGACAUUGUCACGUUCCUCCUUUGAUGUAACGGAGAUUAACGCAAAUAUUUCAGCUGUGGAAACUCGCCUGGGCCACCGUCCAGUUCCUAGAACCGUUGCCGGUUCCUCGCACUCAGCGUAAACAAUUGGCUUUAUUAAUUACCAAAUUUGGAUUCGUCGUUGCGGCUGGGUUUCGGUGGCCCAGUCUUCGGAGAUGCAGUUACGUUUGACGUGUUUGAUUGCGGAAAUAAAUUUCAAAAUUUGGUUACGCCGAUGCCGGUUGGCCUUGGGUGGACCCGACUGCGGGAGCGUAGGUUUGUUUCAGGCAGUUCGUGCUGGACUACGGGCGCCGAUCACCAGGGAACAGGCAGUGCUCGGCCCAGUCGAGUGCUCCAGUCACUGGCUCUGCUCCUGAAACAUCCUCCGCUAUGAUCAGGGCGCAGGGAGCACCAGUGCAACCCACGUGCCUUCAGCUUCAAUCGACUACUCGUGAAACUCUGCCAACAGUCACGCGACCUGUGCUACCUGGACCACGGAUUCCAUCGACGACACCCAAGCCAAGUCCUCGCGGCGGACGGCCUCCACCCGAGCUUCGAGGGAGUGACGACUAUCUGCCGCCAUCUCCAGGACUUGGUACCUCGCCUGCUCGGACACCUGCCGCAGCGCCGUGCCCACGUUCCGGUGUUCCCUGAUCCCGCGUGGCCCACACUGCAAGAAGCAGCUUCCUUGGAUCGACGACGCCCUCAACGCAUGCCGAGCCACCAGCACCAGGAUUGACUGACCGACGGUGAGAGUACUUCUUCUAACCUUAGUACCGAGCCAUCUCCUAGUGCCAGGGCGUUCUUUAGACUAAGAGAGAUCAGUGAUAAAUCCGUGCGAUACAAAUCUCAUCGCGAUGCUAUGCAACUCUAUAAAUCGGAGAACAAAAUUCCCAAAGGGCUGGUGAUCAAUCUUAAACCAACUUUUCCCCUCAAUGACCAACUUCAGGAGAAGUGGAACAGCAUUCUACAUGGUACUUGCUCUACAUUAAUUGAUAUCUUGAUAUCCCACUGCGACGAAGUAAAUGAGGAGCUUGCACGCGAAGCGCAGGUCAUUAACGAAGCAGUUAGCUUAUCAGAUAGUCACCGUUCUGAAUUGUCACAAUUCAUCAGAAAAAAAGAAAACAACAUCCUGACAACCAAACGUAAAAAAAUAACCAGAGACAAUAUUGAUCCUAAUCUCUUAACGGAAUGUGUCUCGGUCUCCCAGUGCAAGGGCUUUACCCCAUUGUUCCCAAGACAAUUGUACAGACCCCCCAGCUCGCGCAAGCUCACUCGUCCCAUCUCAUCAUGUAGUUAACCUAUCGUCCCACUCACUUACCAAAUCGGAGCUCUCCCUCCUUAACCGUGGUCUCUCGUUCUGUCCCAACACCAGUUACGUAAACGAAUAUCAACUUCAUUUGGAUUUGGACAACUUCGCUCGGCGUAUGCGCCUUAAAGAAUAUUUUCAUGAAAAGCCCGGUCACAAUGCUAACCCCUUCAGACAACCAGAACCCAACCGCGACAGAGCUCUCGAUAUGUACAUAAAAGCUGUCCAGAAAGAUAUCAUUACCGCAUACAACGCGCCUUCUAGCCGCAGUCCCAAGUCAAACUUGACCCAAGUAGAACAACAGAGUCUUUCUGAACUCAAGCAUUGUAAGGAAAUUGUUAUCAAAAGAGCAGAUAAGGGUGGCGCAAUUGUUGUAAUGAAUAGGCAAGAUUAUAUUAACGAGGGUCUGCGACAAUUGAGUUGCACUUCAUUUUAUGAAAAUCUGGACGCCGACCCCACGGAACGAAUUGUUGCGAGCAUCACGAAAGAACUAAAAGCCCUAAAAAGUAAGAAAGAGAUCGACGCGACGCUCUACGAAUACCUUCUUCCCCGAAAUUCCAUACCGGGCAGGUUCUACAUGCUGCCAAAGAUUCAUAAAGAAGGAAACCCUGGCAGGCCAAUUGUUCUUGCAAUGGUACAGCCACAGAAAAGAUAUCCAGCUUUGUAGAUCACGUCCUCAAGGACAUACCCCCACAACUACCGUCCUACAUCAAGGACACUAACCAUUUUCUUCAAAUACUAAAUCAGUGCCAGCCCCCCACAUCAAGUUUCCUAGUUACAUUAGAUGUCUCGUCCCUCUACACUAAUAUUCCCCACGAAGACGGCAUUAUUGCAGUUGAGACAGCUUUUUUCUAGAUACGCCGGACACAGUCCUAUCGACCCACUUGCCCUGUCCAAGCUAGUAAACCUGAUCCUUAAAAACAAUAACUUCGAAUUUGACAGUCAGCACUACCUCCAAAUCAGCGGCACGGCUAUGGGCACUAAAAUGGCGCCUAUUUAUGCAAAUAUAUUCAUGGGAACUUUGGAAGAAAAAUUUGUGGAAGGACGUGAGCGAAAGCCGGCACUUUACAAACGCUACCUGGAUGAUAUAUUCAUGAUCUGGCCACAUUCAGUAAGGGACCUCAUAGAAUUCAUAAAUGAUCUCAACCAAUUUCAUCCCACUAUUAAGUUCACCCACACGUAUUCAACUGCAACUGUUAACUUCCUAGAUGUUCAGGUAAGACUACAAGACGGAGUUCUAAGCACCGACCUAUUCCGGAAGCCCACUGACUCCCAACAGUAUUUGUCCUUUCAUAGCUGUCACCCAAGGCAUACAAAGCUUGCCAUCCCUUACAGCCAAGCCCUUCGGUACAGGAAAAUCUGCUCGAACGAUGACGAUCUUGACAGGAAUCUAAAUCAGUUGCAACAAACAUUCGUUGACCGCCAUUUUCCACCGAACCUUGUGAAAGACGCUCUCAACAAGGCCCAAAAAAUAGAGCGCCAGUCACUAUUCGGUACGCGAAAAAAUAGCACAAAAGAGGACGCUAUCAACCUGAUCGUAACAUUUGCUGGAAAUAUCCCAAACAUUAAGGGUAUACUGAAUCGACACUAUAGCAUACUUCAGCAAUCCGAGCGCACAAAGGAAUUUUUUCCGCAGGCACCUCCUGUCACAUACAGGCGCGCACGCAAUCUGCUAGAUAGCUUAGUUCAUUCUAAAAUCAACGAACCAAAUGAUUCACCAAUGGGUUGUCACCCAUGUGAAGGCCGCAGAUGUCAAAUAUGCAAAUCAAUGCAACACACCACCAUAGCCGAAAGUACUAGUUCUCACUUCAGAGUGACAAUUAGAGCAAACCUAGACUGUAAUUCGUCCAACGUUAUCUAUCUCCUUCAAUGUAACGCAUGCCAAGCACAGUACGUGGGCCAGACAAAAACCGCAUUCAGAAUCAGAUUUAACAAUCACCGAUCGGACGUGACGAAAGAACCGAAUCUUCCAGUUUCACGCCAUUUUAGCCAGCCAGGGCAUUCAAUUAACGAUGUUUCAAUUUUCCUUCUUCAAACAAACUUCAGUUCCGACCGGUGCCGAGAACAGCGCGAAUCUUACCUUAUCUACAAAUUCCAAUCUAUCAUAAACGAGGACCCUGGUGUACUGUAAACAAUAAGAAACGUAUCUGCUUAGAUAGUGUACUGCUGCUUGUUCCCCUUUUCUUUGCAGAACAACAGUCCACAGUCCUUGGAUUCCAUCCCACCUCCCGGACGAUGACCUCUUCACCGGACAUGACUCAACCACUUCCUUGUACUUGACCGGCUGACGGCCGCCAGGUGGCGGGACCCCCCGAUUGUGACGUCAUUGUAGCACUGUAUAAAACUCCAAGUGUCAUUUGUCAUUCUUCAGUCCUGACGAAGGCGGAGCUUCCGCCGCAACGUUGACUUCCCCCUUAACUUUCCACUAGCAAAUAAAUAACUCCC